Siniperca chuatsi (mandarin fish) is the source of this 2107-nucleotide messenger RNA. RefSeq names its product lactate dehydrogenase Ba (gene ldhba). Bases 327 to 1331 code for a protein of 334 amino acids. The record is from RefSeq and is a predicted model, not a curated record. Gene Ontology annotation, biological process: carboxylic acid metabolic process. NCBI's taxonomy places the organism in Eukaryota, Metazoa, Chordata, Actinopteri, Centrarchiformes, Sinipercidae. The transcript is spliced from 8 exons. Gene Ontology annotation, molecular function: L-lactate dehydrogenase (NAD+) activity. Gene Ontology annotation, cellular component: cytoplasm.
AGGGAAUCUAAAGAGAGCCGAACCCCGGCGGGCUGCGUGCCGCUGCCGGACCGAGGAGGCGGGCGAGAACAAGGACUCACAGUUUCGCAUGUAAUGUCCAUGGCAGACAGGUGAAUGCCACGCAGGCAGCCUGGGGCUCUGCUCCCCUCCUCACAUGUGAACCCAGCCCGGUCACAUCCUCCUCCCCCUCCUCCUCCCCCUCCCCUCUUCCUCACUGCAACCCGUUCAGCUCCACUCUAGCCUUCUCUCCAUCUGACUGCCCGCCGUCUCCUGUGCCGGACCCCGCAGCGGAUACCAGCCUUCGGACGCCUGUAGAAGCUGUGAUCAUGUCCUCAGUGCUGCAGAAGCUGAUCAGCCCUCUGGCCAGCAGCCAUGCUGAGCCUCCCAGGAACAAGGUGACGGUGGUCGGGGUGGGCCAGGUCGGCAUGGCCUGUGCCAUCAGCAUCCUGCUGCGGGACCUGUGUGAUGAGCUGGCUCUGGUGGAUGUGAUGGAGGAUCGUCUCAAGGGAGAGAUGAUGGACCUGCAGCAUGGCAGCCUCUUCCUCAAGACCUCCAAGAUAGUGGCUGACAAAGACUACGCGGUGACAGCCAACUCUCGCCUGGUCGUGGUGACGGCCGGUGUUCGCCAGCAGGAGGGUGAGAGCCGCCUCAACCUGGUGCAGAGGAACGUCAAUGUCUUCAAGUCCAUCAUCCCGCAGAUCAUCAAGUACAGCCCCAACUGCACACUCAUCGUGGUCUCCAACCCUGUUGACGUGUUGACCUAUGUGACCUGGAAACUGAGUGGUCUGCCCAAGCACCGCGUCAUCGGCAGUGGCACCAACCUGGACUCUGCCCGCUUCCGCUACCUGAUGGCCGAACGCCUCGGCAUCCACGCCAGCUCCUUUAACGGCUGGGUGCUGGGAGAGCACGGAGACACCAGCGUGCCAGUGUGGAGCGGUGCUAAUGUUGCAGGAGUCAACCUGCAGAAGCUGAAUCCUGACAUUGGCACUGACGCUGAUAAGGAACAGUGGAAGUCCACACACAAGGCUGUAGUGGACAGUGCCUACGAGGUGAUCAAGCUGAAGGGCUACACCAACUGGGCCAUUGGUCUGAGCGUGGCAGACCUGACUGAGAGCAUCAUCAAGAACAUGAGCCGUGUCCAUCCUGUCUCCACCAUGGUCAAGGACAUGUAUGGUAUUGGUGAGGAGGUCUUCCUGUCUCUGCCCUGCGUGCUGAACAGCACCGGCGUGAGCAGCGUGAUCAACAUGACCCUGACAGAUGCCGAGGUGGCCCAGCUGAGGAAGAGCGCCGACACGCUGUGGGGCAUCCAGAAGGACCUCAAGGACAUCUGAACACAUAACACAUGAAACAGAGAAGCCUGUCUACACACACACUUUUAUAACGUCCCUCCUCUCUUAAACUGUAUCGCUGUUAUUUUGAAGGACAAUACCAGUGUUUUUUAAAAAGUGUGCCAGUGAGUAUUUGAGUUUUACAUGCAAGUCAUCCGGCCUGAUUUGACAGUUUGCAUAUCAGUGCUGCAUUAUGUCACCAUCUACUUCCUGUCAAUCACCUGACACCUUUAAGUCUAAAAAACACUGGUAUGCUCCUCUAAAAAAUAUGCACAUUUGCUCCCCAACAGCUAGUAGGCUGAAGUUGCUGUGUUAUUGUGUAUGUUAGGAGAUGUAAACUGACCUGUGUUACUGUAUGAAGUAUUGUGUUUUAGCUGUUUGGACCAGGAUCAAACACAACCCUCAAAAAGCCAAAAGUGUCACUGUCCUCCUCCACCACCUACUGUACUGAGUCGGUCAUUUAGUUCCCUGUGGGGAAUCACUGAGAGAAAGACCCUAAAAAUCCAAAAGGACACUGUUUUCCUCCAGCCUUCGUCUAAAAGCGGUACUCUACAGCAGACAGACAACUACACACUUAGGUCAACACACAGUGAAAUUGUGACAUUGUGAGUGUGAAGGUGGAUUUUUCCUGUUUCCUCUGUGUUAGCAAAGGGAGAUGGAGCAGCAGGGGAAGAGCGGAAAUGUCCAGAGUUGUUUUAUGAAACAUCAGUUGUGCCUGUCUGACUUUGUGUUGGAAACAGCAAUGUGUAACUUAAUAAAUUUGAACUUAAUGAAGGGCA